Podarcis lilfordi (Lilford's wall lizard) is the source of this 19011-nucleotide messenger RNA. Lineage: Eukaryota; Metazoa; Chordata; Lepidosauria; Squamata; Lacertidae. The record is from the annotation of a GenBank genome assembly.
AGGCGGGUCAUCGCUCACGUCAAUCAAGGAGGGAAAUCGACGGUUGGUUCGCCUCGUUUGUUUUCAAUUGACGGCGGAACUUGCGUGCGGGCCGCGGAACGUCGGCGGCGUCCUCGCCGAAUGUUGCCGAGCGCGUCGCGGAAAUUGCCGACGGCCCUCCGCCAUCUUGAGUGCUGAGGAGGCCGCUUCUGAGGAGGCAGCGGCGGAGGAGGCGUCCUGUGUCGUUAAGGCCGGACCGGGUUUCCGCCCGCCCCCCACGCCGGGCCGAAGAGGAGGAGGUAACGGGAGGAAGGUCGCGGCGCGGCGGGCAAAAGGGCCUCCGCGGUGCUUUCCGUCCCGUUUCCGAAGGGAGGCGCGUAGGUAGGCCGCUGUCCGCUUCGCCUUCGCGGCGCCCUUGAGCGGGUCGUCGGGCUGCCUGCGCCCCCGCGGCCGAGACUCCCCUUGCCGGCUUCCUACCUCGUCAAGUCGCCCCGUGCGGUAAUAAAAGACGGCCCCUCUCUUCCCCACGCCGGGUUCCCUACUGCACUGGAGACGAGCCGGGCCUCGGGAAGUAGCAGGCAGGUGUCCCGUUGGCCUCAGGGGCGCCCAAAGGUCACCUUUCGUGAGCUGGCAGAGGGUGCCGAGAGGGAGGGGGCCGUAAGCAGCAGCCGGGCAUCGCGAUGCAGCGGCAGAAAUAAGCCAAUGCCCAGGUGGCGCAGCUGGUGAGGGCGCCUGGCUGCUUCACCAGGCAGGUGGCUGGUUCGAGCAGUGGGUUGGGCUAGAUGACCCCUGGGGACCCCUUUCAACUGUUGUUGUUGUUGUUUAGUCGUGUCCGACUCUUCGUGACCCCCUGGACCAGAGCACGCCAGGCACCCGUCUUCCACUGCCUCCCGCAGUUUGGUCAAACUCAUGCUGGUAGCUUCGAGAACACUGUCCAACCAUCUGGUCCCCUUCUCCUUGUGCCCUCCAUCUUUCCCAACACCAGGGUCUUUUCCAGGGAGUCUUCUCUUCUCAUGAGGUAGCCAACGUAUUGGAGCCUCAGCUUCAGGAUCUGUCCUUCCAGUGAGCACUCAGGGCUGAUUUCCUUCAGAAUGGAUCGGUUUGAUCUUCUUGCAGUCCAUGGGACUCUCAAGAGUCUCCUCCAGCACCAUAAUUCAAAAGCAUCCAUUCUUCGGCGAUCAGCCUUCUUUAUGGUCCAGCUCUCACUUCCACACUUCACUACUGGGAAAACCAUAGCUUUAACUAUACGGACCUUUGUUGGCAAGGUGAUGUCUUUGCCUUUUAAGAUGCUGUCUAGGUUUGUCAUUGCUUUUCUCCCAAGAAGCAGACGUCUUUUAAUUUCGUGGCUGCUGUCACCAUCUGCAGUGAUCAUGGAGCCCAAGAAAAUACAAUCUCUCACUGCCUCCAUUUCUUCCCCUUCUGUUUGCCAGAAGGUGAUGGGACCAGUGGCCAUGAUCUUAGUUUUUUAGAUGUUGAGCUUCAGACCAUAUUUUGCGCUCUUCUUUCACCCUCAUUAAAAGGUUCUUUAAUUCCUCCUCACUUUCUGCCAUCAAGGUUGUGUUAUCUGCAUAUCUGAGGUUGUUGAUAUUUCUUCCGGCAAUCUUCCCAUCCCACCCAUUCAACUUUCCAAUCGAUUGGCAUGCAUAACAUGGAAAAAAGGACAAGAAAGGGAAAGGGCCAGAUAACACCAGGCCGUGGCUAAUAUGGCACAGAGGAGAGAAUUGGGGUUCAAUAAGGCAUUUACAGAUUGGAGAACUGGGCCUGAACUAAAAAAAGGUUCUGCCCUUAAGAAGGAAUAACCAGAUGCAGCAGUAUAAGAAUUGGGGGCGGGGGGGGGUGGGCAGCUGACUUGCCAGUAGUACAUUUGAAAAGUCUCUUGUGGGGGUCUUGGUGGACCGCAAAAUUAACUUGAGUCAACAGUGUGAUGUAGCAGCAAAAAUAAAGGGAUGCUGUUGUAGGUUCCAUCUGCAUAAGCAGAGUGUUCCGAUCAAGGGAAGUCAUAGCAUUACUCUUUUCUCCCUUGGUCAGACCACACCAGGAGUACUGUGUCUAGUUCUGGGCACCACAGUUUAAGAAGAAUUUAGUCACGCUGGAAUGUGAGCAGAGGAGGGCUGCUCAAGGUUAUGAAGGUCUGGAAACCAAGCCUUAUGAGGGAACAAUUGAAGGAGUUGGGUCUGUUUAGGCUGGGAAAGAGAUGACAGAGGAGAUACAAUAGCCAUCUUAUCUGAAGGGCUGUCACAUGAAGGAAGCAAUAAGCUUGUUUUCUGCUUCCGCAGAGGGUAGGACCCAAACCAAUGGCUUCAGGCUUUAGCUGAGAUUUCUGCAUUCUGCAUUGCAAGAGUAGAUGACCCUUGGGAUCCCUUCCAACUCUAAAUUUCUAUGAAAAGAGGCCCACCAAACCCACCUGUUUACAAGAACAGCAGCAGGUUCACAAUGUGAUCCUAGCCCUGCUUGCUUGCUUAUGUUGCAAUUUUAUAUGCUUUCCCAGCCCGUUUCCCCUUAUGAAGACAGCAUAAGAGCAUUGCAGGGCAUCACUUGACAGCAGUACUACAUGUAUAGACAGCACAGCUACAAGCUACCUCCCUUUUUUAUGUUACAGAUUUAGUGGCAAUGCUUAUGGAACUAUUUGAGACUCAAAAUCUACCUCCUUAGGAUUUUUGCCAUUUACUGUGGAGUAAUUGUCACCAUAUUCUGCCCCGGGGGAGUGUCCACAGUAAUUCUAGCAUCUUUCUUAUGAUCCUUCUCUGUGUUAGUGUGCAGAUUUAGGGACUGAGUGCAAAGGAGCUCCUGCACUUUUAAGAGCUGUGAAGAAGUCUCUUCAGUAGGUGCGGCGACAACCUACACACAAUGUAUACUGUGUGAAACGUUUAUGUACUCUGCUUACCUUUCACAUUUUGUACUUAAGGUCUUUUAAAUUUUGUAAAAGCUGUAAGCUGAGGUGGGGAACCUUAGGCCCAGAGGCUGGAGGCCGGGGAACCUUCAGGUACAGAGCAUGUUCCCUGCUUCAGACCUUCCUUACAAUGCAUGGAGGGCAGUAGGAAUGUGACAGUAAUGUGGGAGUGAACACCUGAAUGGGACUUAUGUAAUUCUUGCAUGUGUGACCAUAUCUGCAAGUGUUCAUAUGCUUGGGUGUCAGAAAUGUUGGGUUAUAAAUUUAAACUAUUUUUCAUUCAUUUUAAAUUUAACAAGCUCUUGUUUGAACCUUGUUUUAAAUUUUAAAUUUUAAUGUCUUAUCGCCAGCACCUUAUUUCCAGCACCAUGUUGCGACUCCCUGCUGUCCACAAGGCCUUAGCUGGUGCCACUCAGAUUACUAAAGGAUGUGGUAAGUUGCCUUUAGAUGCAGUCCAUUUAUAUAGUAAUAUAAUGCUUUUAAACACACCUCCUUUUAGAGAAAAUACUUCAUUUUGAUGCUUGGAAGCAGCUUCUUGCUGUAUAUGAAUGUAAUGCAUCCCCCACGUCCCCUUGGCAAGGAAGGAAUCAAGUUUGUUUUGGAUUGACUGCAAUUUAGCAUAUCAGUCAGACCCUAAACUGUGACUAAUCUUAACAAUGGUUGGUUCAAAUAAGCAGGCUUUAAAAAGUAUGAAUUGAUGUUGGCAUAUUACAACUAACCAUUAAGAUUAAUCCAAUUUGUCCAGGUUGAGAUUAUAUGGCAAGCUCCAGUUAAUCCUAAAAGGAAAUAAAAACUGAACUCUCAUCACAGUGGGGGAGCGCAGAAACCUAGGACCUGCUGUGGCUCAUUCUUGUAAUGGUAAAUUAUGGUCUGAACAAUCCGUGGUAUAAAACACACUGUGCAGAUAAUUCCAUCCUAGGGAAUUAAAUGUUUUUUCUCUAUUUUUGUAAGGUCAGUUUGAUAGGUUAAAAUGAAUAAAAUAUUAUAUUCCAGCACCUAAAUGACUGACAACUUAAAUUCAUAUUAUGCUUUGGGGUUUUUGGCAGGACAGGCUCCUCUCACAUGAUCAGCAUGUGUGCUGAAAGGGGGCGGGGCAGGAGGGGAGGGAUGGGAUUUGCGUGUGCAACAACAGAACUCCUUGUGUAAGCGGGGAUUCCCCUGUAUGAGCUUGUGUGCCCUGUUUAUCCUUUCAGCAAGUAACUAGUGAAUGAAUCCAAAAUACUUAAUCUGACUUCUGAGCAAUAAAUGAUCACAUUUUCCAUAUUUUAUUCUUUUGUCUUUCAGUGCGUGCAACGGCAACAGCAGCCAGCAACCUGAUAGAGGUUUUCGUUGAUGGGAAUUCUGUAUUAGUACCUCCAGGAACCACAGUACUUCAGGUAGAAUAAAUCUGUAUACACUGUCUCUUUCUAUUCACAUUCUGUUCACAUCCCCUCCAGUACCUGCUGUAAUAUCUCUUUAAAGCACAUUGGACCUUGCUUCUCAUGGCUCCAUUCCUUUAUAGCAUUGCAAACCAACUGCAAAGAAAAAUAAGUACAGUGGUACCUCAGUUUUUGAACGUCUCUGUUGAUGAACAUUUCGGUUUUCAAAUGCCUCGGAAGUCGAACAUGCCACGUGGCUUCCAUAUUGAGUUUUCAGUUUUCGAACGUUUCAGAACUUGAAUGGAUUACGUUCAAAAACAGAGGUACCACUGUACUUGGAUAAAAAUAAUAGCUUUUCUUUAUAAAUGAGAGACUGACAGUGCUUUCCUAACAUAUCUACUUGGAAGUAAGACCUGUUGUGUUUUAAUUGUAACCUGCCUUGGGACCUUAAGGUUAAGGAAAGGGUAAUAAUAAUGAUAAUUAAUGAUGAGUUCAAUGGGACUUUCUCUUAGGUAAAUGCUUAUAGACUUGCAGCCUGAGUCAUAUUUGUAUGGAACAUGCUAAAAAGUUCCUAACAUGUACAUUGACACUUUUUCUCUUUUGUUUUGUCUUUGCUGUAGGCCUGUGAAAAGGUUGGAAUGCAGAUCCCUCGAUUUUGCUAUCAUGACAGAUUGUCAGUGGCUGGAAAUUGUAGGAUGUGUCUCGUGGAGAUAGAGAAAGCUCCCAAGGUUGCUAAUACUUUUAUCUUUCAUAAAUUGUUGUGUUCUAGAAGUGUAAAGAGCCAACAGGACAGUUAAAGACAAGCGUAAAGCGCUUAGCAGAACAGCUAAUGACAACCUUGCUGGCAUUUGAAUUACAAGUUGCAAUAUGCCCACUGCUAGCAGUUGCUUUUUGACAUUAUUGUGAAUGUUGUGUUCGCCUACAUAAAGCUGUUGGCAUAGUGUGUUUGUGCACGCGCACCACACCCCAUAGUCAAAUUUGACUGGACUUAACCAUCCAGGGGUCCUUUACCAUUUUACACACAUUUAUUUUCAUAUUUGUAGACAUCCUAUCAAACACAUUGAUGAUAGCGGAGCAUCAGCUUUUGGUUUCCAUUGAGAAAACAGGGGUGUUAAGCUGUUGGCAGUUAGGGCAUUCAGUAACAUAGCGCUGGCAUGCGCACAUGGGCUUUUACCCACUGCAGGGUGGCAACAUGCUGAAUCCAACCUAACCAAACAAUGUAAUUCCUAUACUGUGACUUAUGCCAUUUUUCCAGAGCUUGAGAACCCUAUAGGAUUGCAGCUCUACCUACCUUGUGUGUCAUGUCUGGUGCCUGAGAAUUUAAUCUCUCAGCACUCAGUGAUGAAAAAAUACAGGCAAGCAGCUGGACUAGAACAUUUAAGGUUGAUAUGUUCUUUACUGUCUCUUGAAAGCCUUUCCUUGUUCCGGCAGUCCAUGUGAUCGGCAAAAACAUCUAAAUAUUUCUAUGGUAUAUGUUGAUAAAUGCUUGCAGUGUUCACAUGUCCAGCCCUUGGAGGAAGGGAUAGCUGUUUUGCUGCAAACAUCAGUCAGAUGUUUCUGGGGAAGACCAGAAGGAGAGCAUGAAAGAUAGCUCAGUCAGUAGAGCAUCAGACUCUUAAUGUCAGUGUUGUGGGUUUGAGCCCCACGUUGGGCAAAAGAUUCUUGCAUUGCAGGGGACUGCACUAAAUGGCCCUCAUGGUCCCUUCCAGCUCUCUUCCAAUUCUAUGAUUCCAUGAUAAGGCAAUUGUCAUCUCAUGCUGUUACCCUCCACCUUCCCCCAUAACUGUUAUUCAGUAGUAAAUUGCAUCUUAAAAUGGAGGGUCCAUGGAAUCACAAUGGCUGUUAGCUUCUGAUAAAUCCUACUGUCCAUGAAUUGGAUCAGAUUUUAAAGCCCUCUAAGCUGCUGGCCGUGACUACAUUAAUUUAUGUAUUACGUGAAUGUUACUUCCUUAUUUUUGCUUUGAACUUAAGCCUUGGUGUUGAUUUUUAUCAAUAAGUUUAUUAUGAAACUAAGGCAAACAGUUGAGGCAUUUAAUUGAUAAUACCCUGCCACUAUGUGAGCAUCCAUGUAUACAAAUUUGUUAUUGAUGUAGCUUUCUUAUGCGUUUGUAGCCAGUAGCUGCUUGUGCCAUGCCAGUAAUGAAGGGUUAACUUAAGCCUUGGUGUUGAUUUUUAUCAAUAAGUUUAUUAUGAAACUAAGGCAAACAGUUGAGGCAUUUAAUUGAUAAUACCCUGCCACUAUGUGAGCAUCCAUGUAUACAAAUUUGUUAUUGAUGUAGCUUUCUUAUGCGUUUGUAGCCAGUAGCUGCUUGUGCCAUGCCAGUAAUGAAGGGUUGGAACAUUCUGACAAAUUCUGAGAAGUCUAGGAAAGCAAGGUAAGCUCCAUCCAAUUGUGUGCAAAUUGCAAUGUAUGCUGCUCAGAACUGAGAUCAGUGUGACUUAUUGCCAAGUAAGUGUGCAGCAGGGUGCAUCUUUAGUCUUCAACAUUACAACAGUAAGCUGGGCAUGUUUUGUUUUUUUAAGACUCGUUUUUAACAGAAAUGUUAAUGCUUGAACACACUUUCAAAGGAGGACAUAAUUAUUAAUAGCAUGCUGUAUUAAAAUAAAUGAAUUCAUGUAUUACUAGUCUAUAAAGUGUUUUUAGCAUACAUUAAAUGCUAAAUAUAGAUGGUGGUUUCUCUUUUACUGACCUCCAACAGAGAAGGUGUAAUGGAGUUCUUGUUGGCAAACCAUCCACUGGACUGCCCCAUCUGUGAUCAGGGAGGCGAAUGUGACCUUCAGGUAUAGCGUCUUGGAUUUUAAAAAUGGCCUUUGGGGUAAAACUUUGCUUCUCAGUCACAUAUGUUCAUUUAUUUGGGUUUAUUUGUCUUUAGGACCAGUCAAUGAUGUUUGGCAGUGAUAGGAGCAGAUUCCUAGAAGGCAAACGUGCAGUGGAAGACAAGAACCUCGGCCCACUAGUGAAAACUAUCAUGACCCGGUGCAUACAAUGUACUCGAUGCAUUAGGUAACUGCUAUCCUGUUUUGUACACAAACAGCGUGUAUGCAUAGUUAUUUAUCGGGGACAUUCAUCAGCCCGUUGCUUGUGUUCAGUUGCUUAUGAAAGAUCAUUCUUUAGUUCUAUUCCACUGCUGAAUUCUCUCUGGAAGCACCGAAGGAGUCCACACAUUUUUCACAUGAGCAGCUGACUACUGCAUAAUGUAAAAUCAGGUGGGCACAAACAAGGAUCUGGAAUAAAAAUGUACUUGUGUGAAAAUCUGUCAUUUUAGCUUUGUGUCGGGUCACUUGUUAGAAAUAGGAUACCUGGCUGCUGUAACAAAGUGCGCUAUGGAGUGCUCCCUGUUUGGAUUCCAGACACUUCAUUCCCUCUUCUCUACCCCCCCCCCCCCAGUGUUCUGUUUUAUCUCCCAGUAGUCAGUUACCCACUUAGCAUGCUCAGUCUUCAUUGGGUUGUUGUAGAGGAACAGGAGUGCCUGAACUGUUUGUGGAAGCACCACAAGGCUAAGAUAAAUUAAUGUAGAGAGAUUUUAAUGUGGUACAGUGACUUACACGGAACGGAAACUUAGUAGACUUCAUAGUUCCUUUUAAGUUUUACUUUCCCUGAACCUGUGAGUUGAGGCAGGUCAGAUAGCUAGGUGUGGGUUGCAUUAUAAUAAACACUUUACAGGGGCUAGAGCUGCAGAAAAUUACUUGUACAUGUGAGGCUAGAAAUGCUUUUCAUUCAUCUGAACAAUUGCUAGUUCAGAAGUGCUCAGUUAUAAAUCCUUCUUUUUGAUUGUUUCUUUAAAAUAUUUUUUUUUCUUGGAAAGACAAACUGACAUUUCAUGUAUUGCUGUGUUUUCUUUUUGCUUUCAUUUGUCAGGUUUGCAAGUGAGAUUGCAGGAGUUGAUGAUCUAGGAACCACAGGAAGAGGAAAUGAGAUGCAAGUUGGCACUUAUAUUGAGAAAAUGUUCAUGUCAGAGUUAUCCGGCAAUGUGAUUGAUAUCUGCCCAGUAGGUGCCCUUACCUCCAAGCCGUAUGCUUUUACAUCUCGACCCUGGGAGACAAGGCAUGUGUCUUUACUGGCACUUGAAGUGUCACUUUAAAUAUAAUUCUUUUAUUGUGCUAUAUGUUAGGUGUCAAAUAUUCAGAUUAAUUCAGACAUGGGAAUGUAGCUUUCCCCCAUGGCUUUUGGACUGGAUUUGUAACCUUGAACCUUUUGAAAGUCCUAAGAAUCCUAAUAAUACAAAAGCUAAUAUAAAUAAAAUUUAUCAUGGUUCAGGAAUGUGUCCAUAGAGCACAUUCAUUGGUGGUGUGUUGACCUGGGAUAACUUGCCCAUAAUAAGCAUUUCCACCAAUUUUGGAAAAUUCUGGUCUCUUUCAGAACCAUGUAGCUUCUGCUUCAUGUCAGAUGGUGGCACCAGCAACAGUGCUCUGUUACUCCAGUUCAGCCAUUCUUGAAGCAAAAUUGCUUGCCACAGGGAACCAGGCAGUGGGCCAUGCCUGCCUGCCCUGUGGAACAUCCACCCAUCAGAUGUCAAAGAGAUAAAUAAUUAUACGACCUUUCGUAGAUGUCUGAAGGCAGCCCUGUAUCACGACACUUAAUGCCUGAUGUUCUGUUGUGUUGUUUCUGUACAUGCUGUUGGAAGCCGCCCAGAGCGACUGGGACAACCCAGUCAGGUGGGUGGGGCACAAAAAAUUGCUGCUGCUGGCAUAGGCUGUUCAGGAUGCAGAACUGAGAAAGGAAGGGUGAGGAAAGAAUGGUAGUAAUGAGAUAGGCAGUAGUCCUUUACAGGCUGAAUUUAUAUUAAGUGCUGGUAGUUGCUGACUUCUGAUUUGCAAUAUAUUAUGGGAGGUUAGUCAUACUUGUCGUCCAUGAUUAGAGUUGUUAGAAACUUGGGAGCAUUUGGGAAUGUUUAGUGCGAGAUCUGUUUUCCAGAUAACAGCAUCCUGAAGUUUUGCAAUUGAAGGACUCUGUUCUUUUCGCUUAGGAAGACAGAAUCCAUUGAUGUUCUUGAUGCAGUAGGGAGUAACAUUGUGGUAAGCACUCGAACUGGAGAAGUGAUGAGGAUUUUGCCAAGACUACAUGAAGAUAUCAAUGAGGAAUGGAUAUCCGAUAAAACAAGGUAUGCUUUAACAUGUAUGUAAAACGUGAUAUUCUCAGAAGAGAAUUUUAGUACACAGAUAUACAGUUACAACACUUUCUUCAUUCCAUGUUUGAAGAUUUAGGAACAGUUCAAGAAUUACUUGCAAAUGGAUGUUGAUCAUCUUCUGUUGCAGCACAAAAAAAAAAAAAUCACUGCUAUCUGCUCUGGAAAUUUUUGGGGCUUAGCUGUGCAUAUUCUUCUAUAGGAUUAUGCCUAAUAUGUUUGUAUUUUUCUAAUUUUAAAAUUGUAGAUUUAAAAAACUUUCUUUGGCCAUUUCCACUUAAGAAGGUCUGGUUAUGAACAAAACACUUAAGUAUAUGUGCCACAGAAAAUGACAAAGUAAUUCAAACUUUCUGAAAAGGUGGUAUGCCGAUAGAUCUCAGUUAAUGAAGUAGCUGCUGAUAGCUGGGUUGUUCCUUCAGCAGUUGCUUCAUCAUUAUCUUGAUCUUCACUCCAGAUUUGCUUAUGAUGGUUUGAAACGUCAGCGUCUUAUUGAGCCAAUGAUAAAGAAUGAAGAAGGGCUGUUCACUUACGUGUCUUGGGAAGAGGCCUUGAGCCGUGUGGCAGGAGUGGUAAGAAAAUAUUGUUUCUUACAGUGUACUCUUGACCAUAGCUAAGGUGCUCGACCAACUUAAGUCAUGCUUUCUUCACUUUAGAAUUCAGGGGUUAAUUGCAUUACACAUCUUGUAAUUUUAAGGUGUAGCUCAGGAACUUGUUUUGCAUUGUAGACUCUGAAGAGCCAUAUUAUAUCUUGAAUGCCAUCUUUACAUAUCAGGAUAGUUUUGCUUCCUCCUCUGCAAUCUUGUGAAUAUUUAAAAGAAUAAGCUAUGUGUCCCACCUGCAUUUUGGGGGGGUGGGUAGAGGAAAUUGGCUUACCGUUCUCUAUUUUUCUAGUUGUUGAAGAUGAAAGCUUUUCCACUUUUUUUUUUUUUAAACAAAACAUACCAAAUUUGCUGCUAAAAUUUUAAUAUAAUAUCUCAUAUCGUCUUCUGUUUUCUCAUUUGCAGCUUCAGGGGAGCCAAGGUAAUGAUGUAGCUGCAAUUGCGGGAGGACUUGUGGAUGCAGAAGCACUUGUAUCUCUUAAAGACUUGCUGAAUAGAGUAAACUCUGACAACUUGUGUACUGAAGAGGUCUUCCCUACUGCAGGAGCUGGGUAAGUUAAUGCUAACGGCUGUACUGCUACUGGACUAAAAGCCUCAGGGACAGCCCAAGUCAUUUUCUGCUUGAGACUAGGACAAGAUAAGAGGCCAAUAUCAUGUUCAGAAGCUGAUUGGACAGGCAGUUGAAUCUUUAUUUGACAUUGAUAAGGCUGUGUCUUUUUGAGGGCAGCAGGCUAGCUUAGAGGGUACUGGCUGGGCUGUCCUCCUUGCUGCCACUGCCCAGCCUUUGCCAUCUAAGGGGAGUGCCUCAUUCUGCUUAAUGGUAGGGCUGGCCCUGAAAAGCAUAUGCUCAGAUAAUAAUAAUAAUAAUAAUAAUAAUAAUAAUAAUAAUUAAUAAUUAAAAAAAUAAUAAUAAAUUAUUUAUACCUUACCCAUCUGGAUGGGUUUCCCCAGCCACUCAGGGCAGGUCCCAACAGAAUUAAAAGCACAAUAAAACAUCAAACAUUAAAAACUUCCAUAAACAGGGCUGCCUUUAGAUGUCAGAGCAGCCUGUGAGUUGUCAAUUUUGACAUAUCAGAACUGUAUAUAUUAAGAGGACCACAUAAGUUUUAGUAGAGGCAGGUAUAAAGUAGGCAUAGAGCCAUUUUCACAGAAGAAAGUGAAAAUGCUCAUAUCACCCUAUUAGUUUAUUUUAAUGCACAGUGGAAUCCAGGACCAGGAUUUGGAUUUAUUAUUUUGAGAUCUAGUAUUUUUUAUGAAAUAAAAGUAUUCUUAACAGAGGUAUUUCAGAGUCCUUCCCAUUGGAAUACCCCAGUCAUAUUUUCCUUUUUUGUGUGUAUUCUGUUACAGAACAGACCUGCGAUCUAAUUACUUGCUUAAUACCAAGAUUGCAGGAGUGGAAGAGGCAGAUGUCUUGCUCCUGGUUGGUACCAAUCCACGCUUUGAGGCACCUCUCUUCAACGCCAGAAUCCGAAAGAGGUUUGUAGCUUCAUGAAAGUAGCAGAUGUUAAAUGGCUUGCUCUAUGCAAAUGAGAAACUGCAUCUUGAAAGUGGAAUAUUGGGUCCUGCUACGUAUGAACUUAAACUGGGAACUAUUUAAUUUGGACAAUGUCUUGAUGGCUGUACAGUGGUGCCUCACAAGACGAAAUUAAUCCGUUCCGCGAGUCUCUUUGUCUUGCGUUUUUUUUGUCUUGCGAAGCAUGGCUAUUAGCGGCUUAGCGGCUAUUAACGGCUUAGCGGCUUUAAGAAAAAGGAAACAAACUCGCAAGACGUUUCGUCUUGCGAAGCAAGCUCAUAGGGAAAUUCGUCUUGUGGAACGACUCAAAAAACGGAAAACUCUUUCGUCUAGCGAGUUUUUCGUCUUGUGAGGCAUUCGUCUUGCGGGGCACCACUGUAGUUAUAUCACUUGCUAUGCAUUGUGCUAAUGCAACAUACACAUUAAGGGACUGUGACUGUUGUGGUUAUUGUACUAAGAAAAAGGAGUACUUUCAGAAUAAAAAAAUGCAAGGGCUCCAAAACUGCAUUUCAUAAGAUCAUAGAUCUUCAAUUCAUUAAGCAGUUGAUGCAAUCUCCUUGCUAGAGUUGUCUUCAUGCUGCCUAGCAACCUGUCCCUGAAAAUCUGGGAAAUAGCACAACAUUCUGUGAUGCAAUGAAUCAGGAGAGGAGAAAGUCAAUUGAAUACAUUUAAGGUGUUGCAUCUGUUUUAUGUCUUAAAAAUUAGGGCUCCUACUCAGUGCUUUUUUCUAGAAAGAUAGGUACCGGUACUCACCAUGAAGUUGUUACAGCAAGGGCCACACUUUUUAACAACAACAAAAAAAAAGGUGCCAGUACUGCGUACCCUUGAGGACCCCCUAAAAAAAAAGCACUGCUGGUACCUGUCUUCGGGUGCAGUGCAUCUGUUAAGUUUCAGCAGCUUCUGUACAAGGAACUCUUUGCAAGAAUAUAUUGUGCAAAAAUAAAAUGACUAUGCACUGAUUUCUCUGCACAUUAUAAAACCUUAAUAGCAUUUUUCGUGCUCCAUUUUCAGCUGGCUACACAAUGAACUUAAAGUGGCUCUUGUGGGCAGCCCAGUUGACUUGACUUACACAUAUGAUCACCUGGGAGAUUCCCCACAGAUACUCCUGGACAUUGCGUCAGAAAAACACCCAUUCAGCAAGGUACCUUUAAAAAAAUGCAGUGCUUUGGAGUGGUAGAUUAUAAUCAAGGUAUUAAAUUUUGUAAAAUGGUGGUGAUAUUUAGUACUCAUGUAUGGGUUCAUAUUUAGUAUGCUUUUGAGAGCAGCCUGGUAGAAGGCACUCCACACCAUAGAGGCCACUUAUUCCUCCAGUGGAAAUAAAGGACCCAGGACCACCCCCAAGCUUGGAUACCUUUGGGGGAGCAUGACCCCCCAACUAAAACAGAUUCCACCUCCCUCAUCCAGAUAGGGGAACUGCCUACUAACAGCGCAUUUGCAAAUGAUGCCACAUAUUUGUUUUUUAAAAGCUGUAGUUGGCCUUUUCAUUCAGUAUGUUAGCUCUGAGGUUAACACCCUGCUCUCUUGCAACUUCCACACAGGUCCUGAACCAGGCUAAAAAGCCAAUGGUCGUGGUUGGCAGUGCAGCACUUCAGCGUGGUGAUGGGGCAGCCAUUCAUGCAGCCAUUUCCACCAUUGCACAAAAUGCAAGUACAAAAAGUGGAGCUGAUCCCAGCUGGAAAGUCAUGAACAUUCUUCAUAGGUUUGCUCAACAUGUCUUUGUCCCUUUUUUAUUGUCUUGUAUGGUGAGGUUUAAAGGCUUCCUAGGGCAAAGCCGUUGGCUUCAUUCAUCUGGCUCAAGUGUAAGAUAGAGAUUUACUGGGAAACAAGUGUCACAAAAGGGUUGCUUGUUUGUAGAACCUAGCAUUUUGUCAACUUAAUCUAUAAAGGGGGUAUUGUCCAGUAAUGGGAUUAGCAGGACAUGCUCAUAUGCAUUCAGAGCCAAAUAGAAACUUAUUUCAAAAUUGAGCAUGGAACACUAACUCCAGGUAAAAGCUCAUUUGUGUGUGUGUACAGUAUACAUACAUGUCCCAAAUUAGCCUCCCCCCACAUUUCUCAGUGAUUGUAUGUUUUCAUGCAUUGUUACAGUUUAGAAAGUGCUUCAAAUAAUUGGGCUUUGCCCUGGUAACUUUCAGCAUGUUUUAUAGCUGUGGAUCUGAAUGAAUAACUUAGGAUUUAUACCCCCUGGAUAUUUUAGGAAAUCCUUGGAUUUUGAGAGAGGAAUUUUAGAUAAUCGGGUGAAAUUGUCAUCUCUUCCUCGACAGGGUUGCAAGCCAAGUAGCUGCCCUUGACCUAGGCUACAAGCCAGGAGUGGAUGCGAUCCGGAAGAACCCUCCUAAAGUGUUGUACCUUUUAGGGGCUGAUGCAGGCUGUGUUACUCGGCAAGAUUUGCCUCAGAAUUGCUUUAUAAUUUAUCAGGGUAAGUAGCACCAUUUGAUCACAAAUCAAGGGAGGAAUUUAAUGUUGCUCUAUUUGGAUCAUUUCCUCAUCACAAGCAUUUCUGCUUUUCCUGGUAAAAUUAUCUCCCCUCUCUGCCCCCGCCACUACUGUGAGGGUUCUCCUGACCUCUCAAGCCAAUUUGGUGCUGGUGGUGGGGAGAGUCCUUUUUCACUAGCAGGACUCCUUGUGCUGGCUCCCGCUCAUCCAACUAUUUAGUUGAAUCCAUCCCUAAGAAAUGAAGAAUUGGAGUAAGCUACCUAAAGCAAUGCGCACAUGUGUCAUGUUUCAGGUGAAUGGCUUAACUCCCAGUUGUACCUGUGCUUAUUACAGAUGUUUCUACUUGUUGUUUGAAAUGUUUGCCUUUACACAUACCUAUUGCCUCAGGCUCAAUAUACCAGGCAUCAAAUAAGUGCGUAGAAAAUAAGCAUCAUUUCUGCAGCCCUCUGCCUUUCCCAAAAACUUGUUUGAGAGAUUUUUGUUUUAUGUUAAAGCUGUACAUUUUCUGUUCUGUUUCCUGGUUUGAAGGCCAGAAGUAGCUGUUAAGUAGAAGUAUACUUUGGCACAGAAGAAAUGGAAAGUGUUGAAUGCUGAUUUGUGUUUUAAGGGGACUUUAUCCCUAAUAAACUAAACCUAAAUGUCAGUGUUUGCGCUGUGCCCUCUAUGAUGACUAGAGUGGGUGGCUUGUGUUUGAGAGCCAGAUUACUUCUUAAAUUGGGAGAACUAAGUUAUUUUAAGCAGCAUAGAAACUUGGUGUAACCAGGAAAGAAUCCUUACAUGAAUCCUAUCCGCUAGCACAGUUAAUUUGUCUAAACUGGUAGAAUUCUUUAUAGUUGCUUAAAAUGUAAGUUACCUUGAACAAAUAAGUGAAGAGCUAUUUAACCUGGAAGAAAUGGUCUGAUAAUCCCAGCAGGUAAAAUGAUAAGCCUUUGAUAAUGGGGGAAUUCUUGAGGGAAUAUGUAUAGGCUUUUACAAUGUCCUGGCUAAGACAUAACAAACCAUGAACCAAAGCUGAAUCAAAAGUGUGCAGUUUGUAACCCAAAGAUAGAAAGAGCUAAAAGAAUACAAGAUUAAUAAGAGUACAAAAUAAAAAGAGUACUUAGCAGUGCAUGGUGUAAAGUUAGGAUACAUGAUGAUAUUGGAAAUAUAUCUGUUGGCACUGGGGAAGUUUCUGGUACCACAACUGAGAAAAUUUAAACUGAGAACUUCAUUUUGAAAACAGGCACAGUAUGGCUUUAAUAUAUAAAUACAUACAAAGUAUUAAAAGGCAUUCUGUCUCUGUAAGGUGAUGUCAGCAAGCAUAUCGCUUGAAAAUAGUAGCAGUUUGUAUAACAAUUUCUUCAAAGCUGUAGCUGGAGAUAAAAACAGGAUAUCCAAACACAAAAAGCAAACUUCAGCCAGUCAAAAGUAGAACUGAAGGAGACUAAUCAAGCCAAGACAGCAGAAAAGAGAAAUUAGCAAAGUUCUUGGAGUGCAGUUUUCACCUAUCUAAACGUAAUCUAGACUUUUAUAGAUACAGAAAUUUAAACAUACAGUACAGUCACACUGUGAAGUUUCCCAUUGCUAUUGACACUUUUACUGGAUUCCAUUUCAGGGCACCAUGGUGACGUAGGCGCUCCUAUGGCUGAUGUUAUUCUUCCAGGAGCAGCUUAUACAGAAAAGGCUGCAACAUACGUGAACACUGAAGGUAGAGCUCAGCAAACCAGAGUAGCUGUAACACCGCCUGGCCUGGCAAGAGAAGACUGGAGAAUAAUUAGAGCAAUCUCUGAGGUACUGCAAGUAUAGCAGAAAUGGAGCUUUCCAGUAACAGUCUUUUUUAUUAUUAUACUGCAUUUGUAUACCGGCUUGGUUCUCAUGUCAUGUCACUACACAUUUUAAAACAAGCUGUGGUUGAAUAUGAAGAAGCAGUAUACUGGUAUAUGUUGCUAAGAGGUUCUCGAUUGAUUCCUCUCCUGCUCCUGCUGGGAAACAAGUUAGUCUAACUUGUUGUGAUGCCAGAACCCAGGCUUGUGUUUUCUCUCUCCCCAAGCAGCCAGAGACCAAUAACCAAGAUUGCUCUUAGCUUAAUGCUUCUGGCUGGUUUGAGGAACACAAUCAUGCCUUUGUUCAGACGUCAUGACAAACCAAACUCUGGCAUGAGCACUCUGGCCUGGACAUCCUAUAUUGAUUUGCAAGCUCCACUGGACUGCAGUCUUCCGAAAUGAAUUGCUAUGAAGUGCAAAUAUUAGAAAUAGACCAUUUAUGUGAAAUAUAUUUUCUUGAAUUAGGACUUCGGUUGAAUCUGGCAAGUCCUGCUAAAAGUGUGUGUGGACUGACUUUAUUUGCAUGCUUGACUGUCUGGAGAAGGAUGGUAACAUAUUGUUGAUUUUGCUCAGUGGUUUGAAUCAGUUAAGACAUACCGUUAGGAACUGCACAAAUUCUAACAAACCUGCGUGGGAUGCUAGGCAUAAACAAAUUUGCCAGCCAUUUCGUUUUCUCUUGUACUUGAGCCAAUCAGAAAUCCUACUUUAUAAAUGGUUGCCCUAUUUACCCUAAUAAUUUCAGAUUGUAUCUUUUCUUAGCCCUACACAAGGUAUACUCAUUGAACUUAAUGGAUGUGACUAACUGAGGUCCAUUGAUUUCAAGGGGGCAUCCUACUCUGAAUAACUAAGUUGGAUACAAUCCUGUACCUUUCAAGAUGUAUCCUUUUAAGCAUGUUCAUUGCAAAGGUAGUGUGUUUUCCAAGAAGUAACAAAUCUUAACCCAGUCUUAAGGUUCUUCCUCCCACUUUUCUCUUUCAGAUAGCUGGCAUGACCCUCCCAUAUGACACACUUGAUCAAGUGAGGAGCAGAUUAGAAGAAGUAUCUCCUAACUUGGUCAGAUAUGAUGAUGUGGAGGAAGCAAACUACUUUAGCCAAGCAAAUGAGCUGUCAAAGGUAUGGGGUUCCACAUUUAUGCAGCGACAGCAAAAUAAGUGUGUCUUGUGUCCUGCUGAAAAAGGUACCACAGGGCAAGUGAGAACAAUUGUUUUCAUAAAGAUGACUGCUUAUUCUUUUUCAAUACAGGCAGUUAAUCAGAAACUUCUUGGUGAUCCUCUUGUUCCACCCCAGCUCACAGUUAAAGACUUCUAUAUGACAGGUAACAGCAGUACAUGAUCUCAAUAGUGUGUCUUACUUAAUACAUGGAUACAUAAUAUUUCCCGUUUCUUCAGUUGAGAGGCAUACCAAUUUUGUUUCUGUGUAAAAUACUUUAAUUGCAGAUACCACGUUCAGUGAACAAGACUUGUAAGUCUUAAAACUUCUAGAGGUAAUAGACAUGUUUUUCUUUGCAGAUCCCAUUAGUAGAGCAUCACAGACAAUGGCUAAAUGUGUUAAAGCUGUUACCGAAGGGGCCAAGGCUAUUGAAGAACCCUCCAUCUGCUAAGGAAAUCCUAGAGUUACCAGUGUCGGAUCAGGCAUUCUUAUGACAUUUUUCCAAAAAUAAUAAUUUUGUGGUGGUCUAUUUAAUGGUUUCCACUUUCUUUAUGAAUGCGGGUGAAAGUUUAUUUAAAGCCAGCUGUCCAGUGUUCAUUUGCUAAUUAUGUUCAGCACAGCUUAAAUGUAUUUAGAAAUACAUAUUAUGUAUACUGAUUGUGUACAAACAUGAUGUAAAAUUAAAGCAGUUUUACAUAUGUAAUACUGUUUCUCUGCACUGUGUUUCUCCAGUAAGUUAAAUAUAAAAUUCGCUCAAAGUACAGAUGGCAAACUUUGGACAGAGGUGAAAUCUUAACACUUGCAAUGUGAAACAAUGUAGCAAGCAUCUUGUUACUUUUUUUUUUGUGCAGAAACAUUUAGUUAAUGUGACAUUGGUGGGUUUGUACAACUAACUCACCAACAGGUUAAAGAUUCCUUUAGAAGUACUCCCCGCUCCUUUCCAGUCCUGUUUCAUUUAGAAUUUACAGUUUGGGUACGUCUUAAAACUUUGAAAAUAAGGAAAAGUGAUAUAGGAGUUUUGUUUUACAAUGGCUCAGAGCUGUAUUAUUUUAAAAGUACAGCAGAACAAGAGAUGGCUUUUGACAGUGCAGCACAAUCUUAAUUCUAUCCUAAUAUCCUUCAACUAACAUGGUAGCCUUUACCUAGUAGUUCGGACUUGUUCCAUCUAAGCAAAAAUAAGACUUACACAUUAAAUAGCUUACUCCUAAGACACAAUGGGAAUGUGGCAAAUCUAAUAUUAUCUACUGUGGGUACUGUAGAAAGUUAUUUAAAAUUCAAAAAUGCAAAAAGCCACUUAUUUUAAAUGGUCAGUUUUAGCCAACUUCAGCUUGUACAGGCAUCUGUAGACUCAUCUAUGUAAUGCUGCUCUCUGGUUUAGCAUUACUAGACCUUAACCUGUCUGAUUUUUGAAUUACUGUUUUGAAUAAGAGAGGCUGGAGUCCAUAAGUGUCCUGUGUUAUUUGCAGUCUAGGGGGUGGCACAUCCCCAAGCAUACCAUUUUAACACGUUCUUGGGGGAAAAAUUUUUUUUUUUGGGGGGGGUUGUAAGGUGGGAAAUAGUGAUGCACAAAUCAAUGUCUAGAAACCCAGUUGUAGUUGUUACUAGAAGUUCUCACUACCAGCUGGUAGUGGUUCUUAUUUGCACCAAAACAUACACUUAAUUUUAGCACUAUUUGUUGAUCAGCCGUCCAGCAUAAGAACUGACAUGCCAAAUAACUGUGGUUUAAAGUAGCUUUCUCAUAAAAGUUGCUGUACUGGUGACUACUUUUUCAAAAAUCCCUGGAAACAACUAGAGGAAGAAACGGCAAGCUCUUAGAUAAUUUGUUUGAAUGCUAAAUAUUAACAUCGUAAUAUUAUGAAAUUAUGUACUACUCGUUGACAAUAAUCUGAAUGUUAUUUAGGAUUAGAAGUGCCAGCCCACAGGUUUAAUUAUUUCUUAGACUGGCCCUAAUGUGACAGUUUAAUUUUUGCAGUUACUAGUACAAGCCCAAUAAACUGCAGAAAUAUAUAUGAGUAUGGAUAAAUGCCAGCCCAAAAUUUCCCUCCCUGCUGCCUUUGCCCCAUAUUCUCUCACCCAAUGCCAGCACUGUUGCUUGUGGCCACACAGCAGAAGUACUGUAUUGGAAAGACCCUUAAAAAAAAAAAAAUCACGUGCUUACAGAC